Triplophysa rosa is the source of this 806-nucleotide messenger RNA. RefSeq names its product rho GTPase-activating protein 15-like. Bases 132 to 776 code for a protein of 214 amino acids. Gene Ontology annotation, cellular component: cytoplasm. The transcript is spliced from 6 exons. Gene Ontology annotation, biological process: regulation of GTPase activity. The record is from RefSeq and is a predicted model, not a curated record. NCBI's taxonomy places the organism in Eukaryota, Metazoa, Chordata, Actinopteri, Cypriniformes, Nemacheilidae.
CAUCUUGAAAGAAGUCGAAUCUCCCAUGUGACCUGUACACUUCCUCCAAACGACACUUUCUUUCUCUGUCUUUACUGAUACAGGAUUUGAUCAAUAUUCUUUGGUAAACAACGAGAACCAGUGUCAGAGCAAUGCACAAGCAGGCGGCGCUGGUACUUCCUGGAGCUGUUCAGAUGAGGAUCAAAAACUCUCAAAGCAGCUCUGGAGAAAGACUCAGCCAGACUAAGUCUAUGGUCCUUCCAGAACCUGAGACACUACAGAAACCUGUGAGCUCUAUUAAUCGUCACCGGAGGAAUCAGUCUCAACAUAACAUGGAUGCUUCUGUUGGGCUGCAGCCUGUUUUAAAAGAAUAUUUAAACAAAGCCAAAAUUGCUGAAGGAGGGAAGAAAUUACGGAAAAACUGGACUUCAUCCUGGGUUGUUCUCUCCUCUAGUCAGCUAUUAUUCUAUAAGGAGAGCAAACAAGAAGCUGUGGCUAAUUUGAAACCCAGUUGUAGACCAGAUGGUGUGGAUCUGUGUGGGGCUGCAAUCGAGUGGACAACAGAGAAAUCAAGCCGAAAGAACGUGAUGCAGGUGAGACAGUUGAUAUUAGAAUAUUUUAAUCAUUGUAUAGACAUAUUAACAGAUAAAUAUUGUCUCGUGAACCUCAAUGGCGAAGCAAUUGAGACAGAUCUGUUAGUCGUCUUGAAACCGAGUCACGAGGUCUCACCUCUAAUAACAUGGCCCAUAGCUUCAGCUCCAAUAAUCUAUCCUUUUUUCUGCAACUCAAACUUGUAAGGUCACAUCUUAACCAAGUUGUUCAAUGCA